Molecule: messenger RNA, 3030 nt
Organism: Brassica rapa (field mustard)
Lineage: Eukaryota; Viridiplantae; Streptophyta; Magnoliopsida; Brassicales; Brassicaceae
Product: putative F-box/LRR-repeat protein 19
Molecular function (GO): protein binding
Source: RefSeq, a predicted model, not a curated record
AAUGCUUUAUAAAUUUACAUUGAACGCAAGUUAAAUCCAACACCUGCGCGGAGGCGCGGGUCAAGAUCUAGUAACUUUUAAUUUUGAAGUUGUUGUCGUACAUGAUUAUGUGUGAAUAUGAUGAAUAUGCGUUUGUAUGUAUAAAACAAAAAAUAUAAAUAAUUAAACAGAACUUUUUCUAUUAAAAAUAAAAUAGUUGUAUAAAAAUCUAAAAGAAAAAACUAAUUAUAAAAUAAUUAAUUUCCUUUUUAAAAGUCUAAAUAAAAUGAAAAUAUAAAAUAAUCUUAUUUUUCUUAUAAUUAAAUAACUUUACUUUUUUAUAAUUUUGUGUUAAAAAAUAUAAACCAAAAUUAACUUCAAAUAUUUUACCUUAUAUGAUUGUGACAUUGUGUCAAUUAAAAAAUUAGAUUGUGAAUGUGUCAAUAAAAAUUGCCAUUACGUGAAAAUAAAUUCUUCUUUUCCUAAUAUCCUAAAUAAAAGAGAUUUAACCAAUUAUUAUUAUUUUUUAAAAAAAUCUUGAAAGAGAAAAUUGAAAAUUUUAUUUAAUAGUAACUUUUACUCAAAAUAGUUAAUGAUGAAAACAUGAUAGUAACAAAUAUUUAAUUAACAAAAAAAUGUAAAAAUAUUAGUGAUAUUGAAAAAAAUGAAUGCUUAAAAUGGCAACAUUUAAAAUAGUUAAUAUUAACUUAAAAUAAUUAUUUGAUAGAAAUUUUUUUUUUUUAAAUCCUAUACAAAAUAUAAUUGUAAAAGAUAUGUAAUAUGAACUUCCUUUUCUAAAACCCCAAAAAAAACUGUAAAAUAAUAUUUGAUAGUUGUUUUCUUUUUUUUUUUAUAAAAAAAAUUCUUAACAAAAGAAAUUUGUAUCAUAUUUUUAAGUUCUAACCAAAAGAGAAUCGUAAACAUUUAUUUGAUAUUAUUUUUAAUAGAGUAUUUGAGGAUGAACAUGAUACUAAAUAUUAUUUAAUCAACAAAAGAAGUGUAAAAUUAGUAUUGAUACAAAUCGUAAAAAAUAGUAAUUUUAGAAUUAUUUAUUAAUAACUAAAAAUAAUUAUUCGAUAGCAAUUGUUUUUUCCGAAAUGCUAAAGAGAAGAUCAUUGUAAUAGGUUAUGUGUUCUAAAAUAUUUAAAAAUGUUGUAAAAUAGUAUUUAAUAUUAGUUUGUUUUAUUUUUUUAAUUGCAAAUAAAAAGGAGAUUUAUUAAAUAGAAUUUUUUCCUUUUUAAAAAAAUCCUAACAAAAUAAAAUUUUAAAGACUUAUUUAAUAAAACAUUAGUUUAGUACAUAAGAACAUGUAUAAUGUUUUGACUUGAUUGGUGUAUUUGACUUUCAUUUAUUUUUACUUUUUCGUUCAAUUUUUUAUUUUGGGUUGUGUUCAGUUUAAACGUUUAUGUAUAAUAUUUUCUAUAAUCCUAAGUACAAAGUUCAUAACAAUUCAUAUUUGUACUAUAAUUAUAAAAUAUAAAUAUUAAUUUGAACUUAUGUAUGAAAACAAGUUUUAAUUAUAAAUUAAAUUUCAAACAACAUAGCCAAAAACAAUCAUAAAAUAAAUUUUUAUUAAAUUAAAAAUCAAACAAUAUUGCAACGGGUUCAUAUCUUGUAUUAAUAUAUUUUUUGGGGGGUCAACUUCUGAUAGUAUCUUUUUAAUCUAUAAAGAUCAUCCAUGGAAAUUAAUAAAGAAAAUAGUCAUUGGCUGCACGUAUUUUAUUCUUAAGUUUAUAAUAUUUUAUUUUAUUGGAACUAGUGUUUCUCCCUUCAAGAAAUGUUUAUUGGUUAACGUAAAAUAAUUGUCAACUGGAAGUAUGUUAAAAUAAGAGUAGCUUCAAUAAAAGUCUAAAUAAACAUUUGAGUUCUAAACUGCUUUUCUCGGCCUGAAGAAAGUCUCUAUUCAGGCUUUAAAUCUAAUGGAAGUCAACCACGGUGGCGGGAUGGCACUGACACUCGGUCCUAACUGGGCUGAGAUGACUCGGGAAUGUCUUCUGGACAUCUUCUCACGCCUUAGCCAGGAAGAAAGAUGGAUGGGACCGAUGCUUGUCUGCAAGACUUGGAUGAACACAUGCCAUGAACCGUCACUCAACACGAUCUUCGAUCUCGAAACUCGGUUUCAGUCAUUCCCGGAGUCCAUCAACUGGUGGAUUCCCGAGUUUGAAGACAAGGUUGAUGCCUUCCUCAGAUCCGUCGUUGACUGGAGCGAAGGAGGCCUCACAGAGAUUCGUGUCAGACACUGCACAGAUCGCUCUCUAUCUUACGUUGCUGAGAGGUGCCCUAAACUAGAGGUGCUUUGGAUUAAUAGCUGCCCUCACGUCACUGAUGCAUCAAUGGCAAAGAUAGCUUCAAACUGUCCAAAUCUUAGAGAGCUUGAUGUAAGCUACUCUUAUUGUAUAUCUCACGAGGCUCUGUCCAUGUUGGGGAGGCAUUGCCCGAACCUAGAGAUCUUAAAACGGAACCUGUUUCCUCGGCAAGGUCCCAACGUGUCUAUAAUUGUAGCGCCGGUUGAUUAUAUACUUGCAUUUCCAAGAUACGGUAACAUCGAGGCUCAAAUAAUAGGGAGACACAUGCCUAGGCUGAAGCACUUGGAGCUUCAAUACUGUACACUGACUGUUAAAGGCCUUACCUCGGUUUGUAAAGGAUGUUCCGACCUAGAGUACUUGGACUUAUCCGGGUGUAUAUCAUUGACAAACAGUGAGAUAACGAGAUGUGCCUCGAGCUUGAAGAAUUUGUUGGAGAUCAAGAAGCCUGACUUCAACCGCCGGUUGAUAUUUUACUCCUUCCAAAUUGAAGAAAAUAAUGGUGAUGCUAAACUUUACUUGUUUAUGGUUCCUUUUGUGUUAUUUUGAUGAUGUUAUUUGCUUAUUGUUGUUGAUGAGAAGAGAGUUGGUUUUCCUUGUGUGCUAAGAAACCACCUCUUCUGCUUUCCUAUAAUUCUCUUGUUGUAACGACUUGCUUCUUGUAUUUCUCUACUUAAAGCAAUGAAAAAGAGGCCAUUUCGAUUGCCAAAUAAAAGUAGCUUUCAACCCAAGUAACCCAAGCAUAGCU